Messenger RNA from Colletotrichum acutatum, 2016 nucleotides. RefSeq lists its product as uncharacterized. The coding region runs from base 1 to 2016 and encodes 671 amino acids. The transcript has 3 exons. Gene Ontology annotation, molecular function: ATP-dependent H2AZ histone chaperone activity. The record is from RefSeq and is a predicted model, not a curated record. NCBI's taxonomy places the organism in Eukaryota, Fungi, Ascomycota, Sordariomycetes, Glomerellales, Glomerellaceae. Gene Ontology annotation, cellular component: Swr1 complex. Gene Ontology annotation, biological process: chromatin remodeling.
AUGAGCGCUCCUCCACCGCCUCCGCCUCAUGGCGAGGCACCCAAAACCACUGCUGGCUCUCCACCUCCUGGCAGUGGCCUGGGCCCAGGCAAUUAUGACAUAUUCGUCAUUCCUCAGCGCGACAAGGGCGGUGGAUUCAUCUAUUUGCCCUCUCUGGCCCCCAAUGGCCCUAGCUUCGCCGCCGGCUUCGCAUGCGCCCUUGUCAUGGUCGUCAUGUUCCAGAGCAUGGCGCCUGCUUUCAAGGCAUGGUGGUUUACCUACCAGGGCAUGGGAAACAUGGGUAUGGCCCUGCUUGUCAUAGCCGUCGGCGUGGGAGCGUGGGCUUGGGGCAAGUCGCAAAACCAGGGCGCAUCUACAAAUAACGGCUCGAGUGGCUACCGCCCCGGCCCUGGUGGUUAUGGCUCAGGCGCAAACUUCAACAACAGCUACGCGAAUGCUGGCCCGCCGCCGCCUCCACCGCCUCACGGCAAUCAAUACAAUAGCCCUCCCCCGAACAGCCCGCCGCCGAACCACGGCGCGGGAAACGGCGGUCCUAGGUCUCAAUGGCAAGAACGACCUCAGCCUCCACCCCCUCAGGAACCUGAAGCUGAACCUGAGCCAGAGCCGGAACCUCGCAAACCAGAUCCUCCUCCCCCACCAAAACCUAAACCUGAUCCACCGAAAGCAAAUACCUGGGAGAAGGCACGGGAGGAGACGAAGAAGCGCGAACAGGAGCGCAAGGCAAAGGAGGAGGAAGAGCGCCGAAAAGCAGAGACGGCACGGAAGCUGAGAGAGUUUCGAGAAAGAGAAGCUCGAGAACGAGCAAGGAGGGAGCAGGAGGACCGCGAAAGGCGAGAAAAACUGGAGCAAGAAAUACGCGAAAAGGAAGACUUGAAGCAGAAACUUGAAAAGGAACAGCGGGAGGAAGCAGAAAAGGCAAAGAAGGAUCGAGAAGAGGCAGAAAAGGCCAAGAAGCUGGCCGAGGAGGAAGCAGCUCGCAAGGCCAAAGAGGAAGCUGCGCGCAAGGCCAAGGAGGCCGAAGAAGCCGAAAAGGCACGCAAGGGAAGUAGCUACGCCUACUCGUCCGGCGAGAAGACGAGUAUGUGGCCCAACGGCCGACCCCCUGCUCCCCCCUCCACGACGGCUUCCACGCCGCCGAGACCUCCCCCACAACCGCCGCGACCGUCGGCACGCACUGUGGACGAAGACCAAUACUCGUAUCGACCCUACGAUAAGCCAAGACACCGACCCGCGUCUUCCGUCGGCUCCGAGUCAUCGUGGGCCCCGUCGGCCACCACGACGAGAACAACGCCGCCGCCUAGCAUGCGCGGCCCUUAUACGACCAAGGAUCCCGACAAAAUUGUCAUCAGGGCUGUCUAUCUGUUCAUGAACCAGUUCGCAAAGACACCUGCGAGCCAGCUCGUUUCGGGGUUUGGUACAGUGACAGAUGGGCUCAUCCUGCGAAUCACGACCGAAGGUCUCUUCAUCGACGACGACGUCCGCGGCGUCCCGCAGCGCGAGUGGGACGUCAAGGCUUGGACGCUAAAGCUGGUCGAGGUAUGGUGCCCCCCGCACUGCUUGAAUUCGAAUGCUGCUUCUGCCCCUGCGAUGAAUUCCGCGAACCAUCCUUCGGGUUUGUUUCAAAAAAUGGCGAAUCAGCGAGCCCGUACGGCGGACCGAGGAGCCACCAAGACGCUCACGGGCGACGAAGCCGAUGCCUACCUGACCGAAAUGUUGCGUGCUUGCAAGAGUUGUUGUCGUCUUGGCUUGUGCGACACCAAAUUCAAAGAUACUAACAUUGCAUCUUCGUCCGGACAGACUGGAGAGUGGAAGACAAAGAGCCUGCACGUGCUGCGCGCAACAGUCCGAGACCAAGAGGGCAAGCGAUACAUGUUUGUCCUGGAUGAAGAAGAGGCCUGGAAGGUCGCCGUGGGUGUGCAGCGGUUGCGUAAGGGCACCCAGGUACGCUCGCUGGGUGUCAGCGGCAUGAGCGCGUCCGAUGCGCGCAACACGCUCGAAACUCUGGGCUGGUCAUGA